Syngnathoides biaculeatus (alligator pipefish) is the source of this 1315-nucleotide messenger RNA. It is a transcript of the gene sord, whose product is annotated as sorbitol dehydrogenase. NCBI's taxonomy places the organism in Eukaryota, Metazoa, Chordata, Actinopteri, Syngnathiformes, Syngnathidae. The transcript has 9 exons. Gene Ontology annotation, biological process: D-sorbitol catabolic process. Gene Ontology annotation, molecular function: L-iditol 2-dehydrogenase (NAD+) activity; zinc ion binding. The coding region runs from base 39 to 1196 and encodes 385 amino acids. The record is from RefSeq and is a predicted model, not a curated record.
UAUUUGUUGUGGGACCAAGCCCCAGAAAGAAGGCGGUGAUGUACUUUGUCACCCAGACCAAGAGCGUGAACUCCGCAAAGCACCCCAUCGGACUUUGCUUGUCUGCUGUCUUCUCCGCCAGCCAUUCUGUCAUGGAGCAGGACAAUCUGUCCGUGGUGCUGCACUCACAGGGAGACCUCAGACUGGAGAAGCGCCCUGUCCCGGAGCCAGGACCCAAUGAGGUUUUGCUUCAGAUGCACUCAGUUGGCAUCUGCGGCUCCGACAUCCACUACUGGCAGCAUGGCCGCAUCGGUGAUUUCGUGUUGAUGAAGCCAAUGGUGUUGGGGCAUGAAGCAUCGGGACGGGUGGUCAGGGUCGGCUCGGCGGUCAAACACCUUCAAGUUGGAGACAGAGUUGCUGUCGAGCCAGGUGUUCCCCGAGAGAUGGACGAGUUUUUCAAAAGUGGACGCUACAAUCUCUCUCCGACUAUCUUCUUCUGUGCCACGCCACCCGAUGAUGGCAAUUUGUGCAGAUACUACACACACAAUUCCAACUUCUGUUACAAGUUGCCUGAUAAUGUGACCUUUGAGGAGGGCGCCCUGAUUGAACCUCUGUCGGUGGGCAUCCAUGCCUGUCGCAGAGCCGAUGUGACCCUGGGCAGCACUGUGCUCAUCUGUGGUGCAGGGCCAAUCGGGUUGGUCUGUCUGCUUGUGGCCAAGGCAAUGGGUGCUGCGCAAGUUAUCAUCACGGAUCUGUUCCCCGAGCGUCUGGCAGUGGCCAAGGAGUUGGGCGCAGACUUCCAGCUGACUGUGAAACGAGGGGACGGACCUCAGCAGUUGGCCACCAGGGUGGAAGAAAUGCUGGGAGCUCAGCCACACAUCACAAUUGAAUGUAGUGGCGUUGAGAGCAGCAUCCAAACUGCCAUCUAUGCAACCCGUUCGGGAGGCGUGGUGGUGGUCGUGGGUCUCGGAUCAGAAAUGGCCACCGUUCCUCUAAUCAACGCGGCCGUCAGAGAAGUUGACAUCAGAGGCGUCUUUCGCUACUGCAACACCUGGCCCAUAGCCAUUGCCAUGUUGGCAUCGGGCGCAGUGAAUGUGAAGCCCCUGGUGACACACCGCUUCCCCCUGGAGCAGGCAGUCCAGGCGUUUGAGACCACACGUCAGGGUCUUGGGAUAAAAGUCAUGUUAAAGUGUGACCAGAAUGACCAGAAUCCCUAGAAUGAAGCUGUCAAACACAUUGGAUUGUAAAAGUUAAAUGGAGAUAUUGAGAAAUAAUACAAAUUGAUUUAUAAUAAAAAAUAAAUUUUCCUGGUGAUUUGAGACUGAACACUUUUAAA